CCUCGACGGCGCAUGACGCCAUCAUGGCUGAACGCCGGGCCUGCUGCAGUGUGCUGCGCUGCGUCGUGUCUGCGCACGCCGCGCCAUGCCGAACACAUCACCGGAUUAUCGUGCUCCUUCGCUCCCUUCGCCCCGGGGCGUUUCUUUUUCUGGCCCGAACGCCACUGGCUGCGAGCGCUCGACCGCAGCAAGGUUAAUCCGAGGCGCGGAGAACGAAAAAGCCGCCCGCGCGGGCGCUAGCGCUAGCAAUGCGGGGCGCGCGGGGGCGGCAGCGGGGGCGGAGGAGAAAACGCCCCGCGCUCAGCGGAGCCGGCGACACUCGACCGUCGCGUCGCCGGCGCGCCGAUCUUUCAAAGAGCUUUCCGCCCCGGCGCGCCGUCGCGUCGCCGUCGCGUCGGCACUUUGGCGCGCAGCUUUCCCACCACCCUUUCCGGCCCCUUCGGCUGCCCACCCGGGUGCGCGGGGUAUAACCGGCACCCGCACACGCACUUUUUCCCUCGCGCUCCCGCUCUGGGGUAAAUGGCGCAGACCCCAUCGCCCGCGUCCCCGCUUGUCCCCCCCACGCCAGGCAUUUGUUGGCACAGCGCCAGCCGGAGACGGCGGCCCAGCAGACCGGCGCCACCGCCCGAGUCACCGUUGUUGUUGUCGCGGGCGCCCAGAAGGGAGUCUCGGGCUUACUUCCGAGCGGCGGGCCCCAACAUGUUCUGCGGAAUCAUCGUCUCGGGCUAAUAGCCCGGUGGGCACCAGGCAGAACAGGGCUUUCUCUGCUUGUCCUGUUUCCGUGUUGCAUAUAUAACAUCACAUCCUCACAGGCAGGAGUGUCGCCGUUGGUGUGCAGAGCCGAGGCAUUGACCGCUAAUCGGUAGCUUCUUACGCUGUAGCAGAAUCGAUCGUCACCCAGACCGGCACAU
Molecule: messenger RNA, 911 nt
Organism: Pichia membranifaciens NRRL Y-2026
Lineage: Eukaryota; Fungi; Ascomycota; Pichiomycetes; Pichiales; Pichiaceae
Exons: 1
Coding region: 86-796 (236 amino acids)
Source: RefSeq, a predicted model, not a curated record